GAGUGGGGUUAUUUAGGGCUCCAAAGACGACUCUUUUCUCUAUCUCGGUCGGGAGAGGCGGGAAGUUUGCUCUAAUUGGACCCAACCCUUCUUCUCUACUCCCUCCUCUGACCUUGCAAGAGUCCGAUAGGGUUUCGUUGUCCCCGGAUUGAAGCGAUUGCGAGCUCUCGAUCCUCUUCUUCCUUCUUCUUUCGCAAUAGAUCGUUCGGGCGACGGCGGGAAUUAGGGUUCGGGAGGGGUUUUGGGAGGAGGAGGAGUAGGGAGGAUGCCGAUGGACGCGGCGGUGCUGGAUGAUAUCAUACGGCGACUUCUGGAGACCAAACGCGGGCGGGCGGUCAAGAAUGCGCAGGUGACGGACCCGGAGAUCCGGCAGCUCUGCGUCGCGUCGAAGGAGGUCUUUGUCAGCCAGCCCAUUCUGCUGGAGCUCGAGGCCCCCAUCAAAAUCUGCGGAGAUAUUCAUGGCCAAUAUGCUGAUCUUCUUCGCCUUUUUGAAUAUGGUGGAUACCCACCACAAGCAAAUUAUUUGUUCCUUGGGGACUAUGUUGAUCGUGGUAAGCAGAGCAUAGAAACCAUAUGCCUACUCCUUGCUUACAAGAUUAAGUACCCAGAGAACUUCUUCCUGUUAAGGGGUAAUCAUGAAUGUGCUUCUAUUAAUCGUAUAUAUGGAUUCUAUGAUGAGUGCAAGAGGAGAUAUAAUGUUCGUUUGUGGAAAGUUUUUACGGAAUGUUUUAACUGCCUUCCGGUUGCUGCACUUGUUGAUGACAAGAUACUGUGUAUGCAUGGGGGUUUAUCUCCUGAACUAAAGAGCUUGGACCAGAUCCGAAAUAUUGCUCGUCCAGUGGAUAUUCCAGACCAAGGUCUCCUUUGUGACUUGCUAUGGUCAGACCCUGACAAAGAUAUCGAGGGUUGGGGAGAAAAUGAUAGAGGUGUCUCUUAUACUUUUGGGUCUGACAAGGUGGCUGAGUUUCUUCAGAAGCAUGAUCUAGAUCUCAUCUGUCGUGCCCACCAGGUUGUGGAAGAUGGCUAUGAAUUCUUUGCAAAGCGCCAACUGGUGACAAUAUUCUCUGCCCCAAACUAUUGUGGGGAAUUUGAUAAUGCUGGUGCUUUGAUGAGUGUAGAUGGCACUCUGACCUGUUCGUUUCAGAUACUUAAACCAGCUGAUAAGAAAAAGGGAUUUGGGAAUAUGUUAAAACCAGGAACACCUCCCAGGAAGGGAGGGAGAUGUUGACAUAUGAGGUCAUUCGAUGUGGGCUCUAUUCUUGGGACACACAGAACCUUGCUUGAGGAGACGACUGCUUACCACCAUUCACGGAGUUGGAGUUUAAAGACAGAAUCUGCGACCUUUCACGAUUGUUCUGACAUUGCCUGGCUGCCAAAUGUUGUAAAGCUGAAUGCAAAAGAUAACCUUGUGGUCAUGCCCUGUCUUUUAUUAGUUUAUAUAGUCUUUUAGUUUGUUUAGCUCCGAUCUUAGAACUCAUCAAAUUGCUAAUCAUGAUCUAUUGUUGAAUGCUUGCUCUGAAAUCUUAACGCUUGCUCAUUUGCCGAAAACUGUGUUUAUUACACAAAUGAAUGAAGGAAUUUUAUAAUGUGUCGAA
Molecule: messenger RNA, 1595 nt
Organism: Musa acuminata AAA Group (dessert banana)
Lineage: Eukaryota; Viridiplantae; Streptophyta; Magnoliopsida; Zingiberales; Musaceae
Product: serine/threonine-protein phosphatase PP1 isozyme 6
Exons: 4
Coding region: 266-1228 (320 amino acids)
Cellular component (GO): cytoplasm; nucleus
Molecular function (GO): protein serine/threonine phosphatase activity
Source: RefSeq, a predicted model, not a curated record